CCCUCGUUCCUCUCAGGGAUCCCCGUGAAGACGACUCUGGACAACCCCAGCACGGUGCAGUACGCGGGUCUGAUCCACCAGCUGGUGAUGAAGGCGAGGAGCACCAUACGAGACAUCGACCCCCAGAACGACCUCACCUUCCUCCGCAUCCGCUCCAAGAAGAACGAGAUCAUGAUCGCUCCAGAUAAAGACUAUUUCUUGAUCGUCAUUCAGAAUCCAUCGGACUGAAGGAGGAGGAGCUUCAGCUCGACUCAUCACUCUCUUUGUCUCUCUUUCAUAUUUAAAAACAUCGUCUCUGUCUCUCUAAAGUCAAACGAACCCGUUUACCAGAAGCUCCUUAUGCUCCUGCUGUGUACCAGGAAGUAACGACACGAUCUGAUUGGUGGAUGAAAUUAAAUGGAGACGUGUGAACCAGGCGACAGGCACAUUUCUUUUUCCAUGUUUUAGCAUUCCAGCUGGGCGUCGUCUCUCUAACUGUACUUCAUGUCGCUGUGUUUAUUUCACAGGUAUUUUAGCACACAGUGAGAAGUACACACUAGUUAAAAUACCGUAAAACUAGACACGGCUGUAAAGUACACAGUGUACACGAGAGAGAAACCAGAGCUCAUCUUUAAGUUAGAGGAUGAUUCUCAGUUCUACUUUAAAAAGGAAAACUUGAGAUUAUUUAUUGUUUUGUUGGCAAAAGAUGUUGAAGUUCAGUAUUUACAUACGAACACUUCUCUCUGCUGCGUCAAGAUUCUGAUGGUUAUUUUUAAGAAAUUAAAAAACUCUAAAUGUU
Molecule: messenger RNA, 778 nt
Organism: Anarrhichthys ocellatus (wolf-eel)
Lineage: Eukaryota; Metazoa; Chordata; Actinopteri; Perciformes; Anarhichadidae
Product: dynein light chain roadblock-type 1-like
Exons: 2
Biological process (GO): microtubule-based movement
Cellular component (GO): cytoplasmic dynein complex
Source: RefSeq, a predicted model, not a curated record